AUGUGUGAGUUUCUCUUGGAUUUGUCUCCUCCGGCCACUUGAUUUCAUUGUGCCUCUCCUUAAUUUGGGUCUUCCCUCACCUCCACCUCUUUCCCUGAAAUUUUCACCCCCUGAUCCAACUACAGCUAGUUGUUUGCUUAUUCCACUUAAAACCCAGUUCAUCGGCAGCCACCUGAGCCCCCUCACCAUCUUCCACUGAACCAGAGCUGUUUAUCUCCCAAAAGAUGAAGCUUUUCAGCUGCCCCUCCCCCCAGCUUGUCCAUAAUGAAGAGGCCAGGAGCUAGUAGCCGUGAGCAUCCGAAGACCCUUCCCUUUUUUCCCCCAACUCUUUCGUAACUUUGGCAAAAGCACUCCAAAAUGGCUUCGACCAGCACCCAUAGAGCCUCUUCUACUUCUUCUAAUCCUCGUAGUUAUGAUGUGUUCUUGAGUUUUAGAGGGGGUGACACUCGUAAGAAUUUCACUGAUCAUCUCUAUACCACUUUGGUUACACAUGGAAUUCAUACGUUUAGAGAUGAUGAAGAGCUUGAGAAAGGAGGAGAUAUUGCGGCUGAUCUCUCAAGAGCUAUAGAAGAAUCAAGGAUUUUCAUUGUUAUUUUCUCAAAGAAUUAUGCCUACUCCAGAUGGUGUUUGAAUGAACUUCUAAGGAUCAUUGAGUGUAUGACCCGAAAAGAAUCAAUGGUUGUACCAAUUUUCUAUCAUGUGCCUCCAUCAGAUGUACGAAAUCAAUCGGGAAGUUUUGAUGAUGCAUUCACCUUGCAUGAAAAAGAUGCAGAUCAAAAGAAGAAGGAGAUGGUAGAAAAGUGGAGGACUGCCUUGACGAAAGCAGCCAAUAUAUCUGGAUGGCACGUGGAAAACCAGUAUGAGUCAGAGGUUAUUGGACAAAUCAUUGAGAAAAUCCUUCAAAAAUUGGGACCUACACAUUUAUAUGUUGGCAAGAACAUUGUUGGAAUGGAUUAUCAUUUGGAACAACUCAAAGCAUUAAUAAAUAUUGAGUUGAAUGAUGUUUGUAUAAUUGGAAUUUAUGGAAUUGGUGGAAUUGGCAAGACUACCAUUGCCAAAGCAAUUUACAAUGAAAUUUCAUGUAAAUUUGAGGGCAGUAGCUUUCUUGCAGAUGUUCGAGAGCAGUCCAAAGAUAAUGCUGGUCUGCUUAGAUUACAAAAUCAACUUCUUGAUGAUACCUUAGCAGGAACAUAUAAAAAAAAAAGUAGUAGCAUUCAUGAAGCAACCCAUGAGAUAAGGGACAAGCUUCGGUUGAAAAGAGUUCUUGUUAUUCUUGAUGAUGUGGAUGGGCGAAGGCAAUUAGACUACUUAUCUGGAGAAUGUGAAUGGUUUGGUUCAGGAAGUAGAAUUAUCAUAACAACUAGGCAUAAAGAUUUGGUAGCUAUAGACGGAGCAAAUAAAUCAUAUGAGCCUAGAAAGUUAAAUGAUGAAGAAGCCAUCAAGCUUUUCAGUUUAUAUGCCUUUAAACAAAAUGUUCCAAGAGAAAAUUAUAAAAAUCUUUGUGAGAAUGCAGUAAAGUAUGCCCAAGGCCUUCCCCUAGCACUUGCAGUUUUGGGUUCUACCUUAUCUAGCAAGAGAGGAAUACGCCAAUGGGAAAGUGAAUUGCGUAAAUUGGAAAAAGAACCUAACAGGGAAAUUUAUAAUGUACUUAGAACAAGUUUUGAUGGAUUAAGUCGUGUAGAAGGGGAAAUAUUCCUUGACAUUGCUUGUUUUUUUAAAGGAAAAGAUAGAGAUUUUGUUUCAAGAAUAUUGGAUGAUGCUGAAGGUGAAAUAAGUAAUCUUUGUGAAAGAUGUCUUAUAACCAUUUUAGACAACAAGAUAUAUAUGCAUGACUUAAUACAACAAAUGGGUUGGGAAGUUGUUCGCGAAAAGUGUCAAAACGAGCCCGGGGAACAGAGCAGGUUAUGGGAUCUUGAUGAUGUCUCUAGUGUAUUAACUAGAAAUGCGGGGACAAAGGCAAUUGAAGGAUUAUUCAUGGACAUGUCUGCACAACAAGAAAUUCAAUUUACAACUGAAACCUUCGCAAAGAUGAAUAAACUUAGAUUGCUCAAAAUUCAUCAAGAUGCUAAAUAUGAUCAUAUUAUGGAAAUUGAUGGAGAUGUGCAUUUUCCUCAAGUGGCCCUUCCUGAAGACUUGAAAUUGCCUUCUUUUGAGUUAAGGUAUCUCCAUUGGGAUGAAUAUUCUUUAAAAUACUUGCCACCAAAUUUUCUUCCGAAGAAUCUUAUUGAGCUCAACUUGCGGUGUAGCAACAUAGAACAACUUUGGGAAGGAAAUAAGCGUCUUAUAAAGUUAAAGGUCAUCAAUCUUAAUCAUUCACAACAUCUCAUAGAGUUCCCAAGCCUCUCAAUGAUGCCAAAUUUGGAGAUACUAACCCUUGAAGGGUGCAUAAGCCUUAAGCGUCUUCCAAUGGACAUUGAUAGGUUGCAACACCUUCAGACUCUCUCUUGCCAUGAUUGUUCAAAACUAGAGUAUUUCCCAGAGAUCAAGUACACAAUGAAAAAUCUCAAAAAGCUUGAUUUAUAUGGAACAGCAAUAGAGAAGCUACCAUCAUCAUCAAUUGAACAUUUGGAAGGGCUUGAAUAUUUGAAUUUGGCACAUUGCAAAAAUCUUGUGACUCUUCCUGAGAGCCUAGAGAGCCUGCAAUGCUUAGAGGAGCUUUAUUUAGGUUGGCUGAAUUGUGAAUUGCCUACUUUGUCAGGUUUAUCCUCCUUAAGAGUAUUACAUCUAAAUGGCUCUUCUAUAACUCCAAGAGUAAUCCACAGCCAUGAGUUCUUGUCCUUAUUGGAGGAACUCAGUCUCAGUGAUUGCAAAGUAUUGGAAAGAGGGGCCCUGGAUCAUAUUUUUCAUCUAUCAUCGUUGAAAGAAUUAGAUCUAAGUAACUGCUAUCUAAUGGAAGAAGGAAUCCCGGAUGAUAUUUAUCGUCUAUCAUCAUUGCAAGCAUUAGAUCUCAGUGGAACUAAUAUCCAUAAAAUGCCUGCUAGCAUCCACCAUCUUUCUAAGCUGAAAUUCCUCGGGUUGGGUCACUGCAAGCAGCUUCAAGGAAGUAUAAAGCUUCCAUUCAGUGUACGAUUUUUAGAUGGCCAUGAUAGCUUCAAAUCAUUGUUGUGGCAGAGGUGGCUAUGGGGUUUCCUAUUCAAUUGCUUUAAAUCAGAAAUUCAGGAUGUUGAGUGUAGGGGUGGUUGGCAUGACAUACAAUUUGGUCAAUCUGGCUUUUUUGGCAAGGGAAUUAGUAUUGUAAUUCCUAGAAUGCCACAUUGGAUAAGUUAUCAGAAUGUAGGAAAUGAGAUAAAAAUUGAGCUUCCUAUGGACUGGUACGAGGACAAUGACUUUUUGGGAUUUGCUUUAUGUGCCGUUUAUGUUCCACUUGAGAACACCCUUGGGGAUGCACCUACAAUGUCUUAUGGAUUAAGAUGUCAUUUGAGUUUGUGUGGUGAUCAAUCCAGGUUCAGGGAUUAUCUCUCCUUUUAUUCUGUCUGUGAAUGCUAUUGUAGUGGUGAAUCAAGCGAUCAAGUGUGGAUGACCUGCUAUCCUCAGAUUGCCAUUCAGGAGAAGUAUCGCUCCAAUAAGUGGAGGCAGUUCGCAGCUUUAUUUGUUGGCUAUGGCACUGGAUCCUUUAAAUUCAUAAAGUGUGGGGUCACACUUAUAUAUGAACAGAAGAGCAAGCUUCUUGGAUCAGUUGAGAAUGUAUCUGUUACUUGCUCAAAGUGUCAAAAGAAUGGGGAGCUUCAAGAGAAGCUGUGUUUAGGGGAAACUGAUAUCAAUGAACUACUCAAUAUUGAGUGCCUCUCCGGAAUUCAAAACUUAUGUUUGCGGAACUGCAAAAGGCUUGAGAGUCUUCCAAGUGACAUUUAUAAGUUGAAAUCCCUUACAACUCUUUCUUGCUCUGGCUGUUCAAAACUGCAAAGUUUUCCAGAAAUUAUGGAAGAUAUGAAAAAUUUAAGAGAGCUUCGUUUGGAUGGAACUGCUUUAAAAGAACUACCAUCAUCAAUUCAACAUCUACAAGGGCUUCAAUAUUUGGAUCUGGAAAACUGCAAAAACCUUCUGAAUAUUCCAGACAACAUUUGUAACUUGAGAUCUCUCAAAACUCUCAUUAUCUCUGGUUGUUCAAAACUCAACAAACUACCCGUGAACUUAGGGAGCCUUACACAGCUACAGUUUCUUUGUGCUGCACAUUUACAUUCAACGAGUUGUCAAUUGCCUUCUUUGUCAGACCUUCGCUCCUUAAGAAUAUUAAAUCUAGAUCGGUCAAAUUUAGUGCAUGGAGCAAUUCGGAGUGAUAUUUCCAUCUUAUACUCAUUGGAAGAAGUAGAUCUAAGCUACUGCAAUCUAGCUGAAGGAGGAAUCCCCAGUGAAAUUUGCUACCUAUCAUCACUGCAAGCAUUAUAUCUGAAAGGGAACCAUUUUAGUAGCAUACCUUCUGGGAUCAGUCAGCUUUCUAAGCUGAAAAUCCUUGACUUGAGCCACUGUGAGAUGCUUCAACAAAUUCCAGAGCUUCCAUCAAGUUUGCGAGUUUUGGAUGCCCAUGGAUGCAUUCGGCUGGAAAGUUUAUCAAGUCCACAGAGUCUACUUUUGUCUUCUCUAUUCAAAUGCUUCAAAUCAGAAAUUCAGGAGUUGGAAUGCAGGAUGGUUUUGUCUAGCCUCCUUCUGCAAAGAUUUUUCUAUCAUGGAGUGAAUAUUGUAAUUUCUGAAAGUAGUGGAAUCCUGGAGGGGACAUGGCAUCAGGGAUCUCAAGUAACAAUGGAGCUUCCCUGGAAUUGGUAUGAAAAUAACAACUUCUUGGGAUUUGCUUUAUGCUCUGCUUAUUCUUCACUUGAUAAUGAAUCCGAGGAUGGAGAUGGGGAUGGAUAUCCUUGUACUUUCAAAUGUUGUUUGACUUUCUGGACUAGUAAAUCUGGAUGGCAGUGUGAGCUCCCAUUAAAAUCCAGAUGUACAUGCUACAAUGAUGGUGGUGUAUCAGAUCAAGUAUGGGUGAUGUAUUAUCCCAAGGGUGCUUUUAGAAUGAAUCCUGUCUCAGUUGAACAUAGGUCCUUGAGUGCUUCAUUUCAUGGUUAUAUUCAUGGUAGAGCAGUCAAGGUGAAAAAAUGUGCAGUGCAAUUUCUAUUCAGCCAAGGAUCAUCGGUACAAGAUGCUCAUGUUAUCAAGGGAUGCAGUGAUUACACACAAGAUGACCAAGAAGAUGACUCACACCAUAAAAGAUUAAGAACAGUCUAACACUAGUCUCAAGCUUUAUACCCAGAUGGCUAUUGCACACACAAAGCUCUGUUUAUGGCUUUCUUUGUCAUCAUUCAGCGGAUACUGAAUUUGUAGAUUACACAAGCCUUCAAUUUGUUAAUCUGGGUGGAAUAUUCAGACGGACGAAAGGUGCAAAAGUUGGUCAUUGAAUCAAAGACGCAACAUUGAAUCGAUCAAGCCAUUAAAUCUUCAAGGCAAGUGAAUUUGUCUACACAAGAAUUUCCAACUCGAAGUACUGUCUUGCCAAUAGUAGUUCAUGCUCUAUUUAAUUUGUUGUUUCACUAUUUUUUCUUAGUCUCUGAGGUAGAUAAAUGCCUUGAAGAAAGAUUAAGAAAGAUCAAAACUUUGGAGGGAGAAGACAUGUCCAAUUAAGAGAUUUGCUUUAGAUGUGUUGAUAGGUAGGUAAGCUCUUCCUAGACAACUGCAAUAUGUCAAUCUUUGACUGAGAUCCUCUAGAGAAAAUGUCAUGGAGGCAUACCUUGACUGGGUUUUCAAAGACUAGGAGGGCAGUCUACUUGGCCUAUGAGGCUCAAAUUGUAAGUGCAACAAGAGGGAUGGGUCAUUGGGUCAAAAUUCUUAAAGCUCCCAAUGAAGACACCUUAGUAGGAGUAAGGUUGCGACUUUGUGAUGAGAAGUGUUUACUUCCUAAAUGUUGAAAACUCAAAUUGAAAUAUGUUUUUGGUAACUAUUUCUCUGCUUUCUCUUAGACUCUGCAUUACAUUGUUGGCAUUAACUACUAUGAAAUCAGUUCAAUUAA
Vitis riparia (riverbank grape) is the source of this 5989-nucleotide messenger RNA. Its product is annotated as disease resistance protein RUN1-like. The record is from RefSeq and is a predicted model, not a curated record. The transcript has 10 exons. Gene Ontology annotation, biological process: signal transduction; defense response. Gene Ontology annotation, molecular function: protein binding; ADP binding. The coding region runs from base 358 to 5211 and encodes 1617 amino acids. NCBI's taxonomy places the organism in Eukaryota, Viridiplantae, Streptophyta, Magnoliopsida, Vitales, Vitaceae.